AUGGUCCUUGAAGCGUCCACGCAAUCCGGCUUUGCGUGGGCCCCAUGGAUCCGGAGUCUACGGCUCGGGAGGGCGGCACCAACAUCUCCCAAGAGUCCCAAGGGCACCGCCGUAUAGAAAAUUAGAAAUCCAGCGAGCUAGGGUUUGGAGUUCUUCAGCAGGGUGCCCCGCAUCUGGACCAUGAACGGAGUCGCAGUAGGCAAGAAGGUAUUUGCACUCGUAGUGGAAAUCAUGUUUUUCUAGGAAAACCUAGUAUGGCUUCAGGUUUCUCUCACAAAAGUGUGAUUGAGUCCAGCUCUUUGGACUUACCGGACAAACGGUUGAAUAUCAAUUGGGAAGAUGUGAUUUGUCCCAUCUGUUUGGAUUUUCCUCACAAUGGAGUGCUACUACAGUGCUCUUCAUGUGAUAAAGGGUGUAGACCAUUCAUGUGUGAUACAGAUCAUACCCACUCAAACUGUCUUGACCGGUUCAAAAGUGCAUAUGGACUGCCUGCUGAUACAAAGGUUUCUUCUACUGUGACUGGGACAUCUGCAGUGAACGUUCGAGCCAGUCCAUCUGAAACUGGCAGCUGUCCAAUCUGCCCCUUGUGUAGAGGAGAGGUGACAGGGUGGAUUGUCAUUGAUGAAGCCCGUGCAUAUCUGGACACGAAGAAACGAUGCUGUCAAGAAAAACAAUGUUCAUAUGUUGGCAACUAUAUGGAACUGCAACUGCAUGCCAAACAAGAACACCCCCAUGCAAGGCCAUCAGAGAUAGACCCAGCACAACAACUAGAUUGGGAAAAUCUCCAGCACUCUUCUGAAAUUAUAGAUGUCUUGAGUACCAUUGACUCGGAAAUACCACAUGGAGUGGUAUUGGGGGACUAUGUUAUUGAGUAUGGGGAUGCUGGUGGUCAUGAGUAUGAAGAUUUCCCUGGGGAUGAUGGCAAUUGGUGGGCUUCUUGUAUCCUUUAUCAUGUAUUUGAUAAUUUCCGGACUUCAAGAAACCGACGGAGAUCAAGAGCAAGUGAGACAAGAAGAAAUCACCAUAGAUCAAACUAUGAUGUUUCAAGCAUGGAUGAUGCUUCUAUAUCAUCAGCAGACAAUUUAGAAUAUCAUUUUGACGACUCCGAUGACGACUUUGGGGGAGCAGUUGGUGUAACAUCUAGGGAAAGAGCUUAUGGUCGCAGCUACCGCCGGCGCAGAUCUCGUUUCCAGGACUCUUAGGCACCCAUAGCUACCGCCGGCGCAGAUCUCGUUUCCAGGACUCUUAGGCACCCAUAUUGGUCACUCCAGUUUUUGGAGGAAUGCAAAUACUUUAUUUCCUCUUUGGUUACCAGUAAACCCUUCUUAUGAAAUACUCUGUAAAUAUAAAUGAUCUCUAUAUUUGUGCAUGUUCCAUAUUGCUUCUGGUUCUUUUAAGCCAAAUUCAACCUAAGAGUAUUUGGCAGCUAUUUUCUUUCCUGCUAUGGCUUGUACUUGAAUGCUUGUAGUAACAAGGCACGAACGGGUUCAGGAGUUUCUCCAUGG
Messenger RNA from Phoenix dactylifera (date palm), 1505 nucleotides. RefSeq lists its product as uncharacterized. NCBI's taxonomy places the organism in Eukaryota, Viridiplantae, Streptophyta, Magnoliopsida, Arecales, Arecaceae. The record is from RefSeq and is a predicted model, not a curated record.